This is a messenger RNA of Brassica napus (rape), 3767 nucleotides long. RefSeq lists its product as uncharacterized. Bases 2695 to 3504 code for a protein of 269 amino acids. NCBI's taxonomy places the organism in Eukaryota, Viridiplantae, Streptophyta, Magnoliopsida, Brassicales, Brassicaceae. The record is from RefSeq and is a predicted model, not a curated record. The transcript is spliced from 2 exons.
AAUCUAAAUCUUAAUAACAAACCUUUAUAUACAACUCUAACCCUUAUACUUUCAAAACUCUAAAUCCCUAAAUCAUAAAGAAUUAUAAUAGAAAGUUUAAAUUUAAAUUCAAGUAUAUAUAUAUAUAUAUAUAUAUAUCUUUUUUGUCACAGAUUCAAGUAUAUUCUAAGACUCAAAUUAUAUACUUAUUCAGAAUAUAACCAUCAAAAACUUGUAAUUAUUCAACAUGUCUAAGCUUUUAUUUAGAAUCUCGAAAUUUAAAUUGCAAUUUUUAUUACUUUCUAUAGAUUAUGCACUUUAAUAAUAAAACUAAACAACAUGAUAAUCAAAACACAAAAGAAACACUAAAAGUAAGUGUCAAUCAGUAAACUUCUUUCUCAUUGGUCGAGAAGGGCAAGGAUUACCGGUCAUUAUAUCAAAGCCGUCUAUCUCACCUCCUUUUACAUUAUUCUUCUUCUUUUUAAUAGCAAUCCUAGUGAUUCUUUUCUAUUGGCUUAUACAAGAAAGUGGGGAUAACUUCUUUUUGUAAUCUUAACUGUUGAUGAAUUUAAUCUAAGGGACAUAAACAUUUGCUUCUUUUUUUUAAUGGGUUUUCUCUCUCUCGAUCUCUGCUCCUCUCAUCUUCUACCGUAAACCUGAAAGAAAAAUCUCUACUCUAAUCAAGAAACCACCUCUGAAUCGUCGAGUUUGAGUCUUACACCGUUUGAAUUCGAACCUUUCUUUGUAAAGUUCUGAGCUUUACUCAUGGCAGCUUAUGCUCGUACCUUCGCCUCGUUGACCCAUCUCCAGCAAACCUUCUCGCCGCCGAUACCUCUUCUCCGACGACAUCACAGCGCCAAACCCACUUCCCGAAUCACCUACAAUAAAUUCGUAGCUCCAUCUUUUCUCCUACUCUGGAAUAAACCCUCCAUCUUUUACGAAGGACUCCACUUCUCACCUCGUUGGUUCAUGUCUCGAGCCCAAGAGAAUCUCCAAUCAAAACAGAAUCUGACAUCGACUAAGCCAUCGAGGAUAAGCAGAAGAUGAAGAAGAUGAAGAACAUCAGCAGACAGAGAGAAGAGGCGGAAGCAGAAGAAUAAGCAACGACGGAGGAGUUUCAUAGAUGGAGGUUGUGGCGGCGGAGGAGGCAGAGCGGGGGAGAUGUGCGGAGGAGGCGGUGCGAAGGAGUUAUAGGGAUAUUUUUGGGUUUUUUUUGUUAGAUUUAGAUUUUAAACCCGGUUUAGUUUUUGGUACAUUAUAGUGCUUUUUGCAUAUUUCAAGUCUGGUUACAAUUACUAAAAAUUCUAUUUUUUAAUUUUCUUUUUUUACAAUAUUUUCCAAUUCUAUAUCCCAUAAAAAAAACAAAAUUAGUAAAUCAAACCGAAAAAUGUGUCAAUAUAGAAAAUAUUAGCUAUUCAGUAUUACCUAGAAUAUAAACGUCAUAGCACAAGUAAAACGCUGUAUUAUAAUAUUCAAUGGCACAAAAAAAUUGCUAUUAAAUGUUCAAAAAUCCAAAAAAAAACUGAGUUACAAAAAGGUAUUCUAUGGCAAAAAACAAAUGUCAUAACAAAAUAUUUUAUGGCACACGAAAAAUGCCACAUAAAAUAUUUAAAUAACGAAAAGAAAUCGCUAUAAAUAGGUAUAAUAUAACACAGGACCAACGCUAUAAUAUCUGUAUAUUGUUAUAGCACGCGAAAAACGCUACGCUAGGGGGGGGGGUCUAUUAUAGCUGCGGCUGUCACGACGUUCUUCGAAACGCUAUGAAAACGAUAUGAUAGCGUUUAUCGGGUGCUAUUAAUACCGAUAUUUCUUGUAGUGCUGUGGGCUAUGAAGUCCACUUCUGGAAUGAUGGUACUUUCACAGAGAUUGCCAAGGCCCUGGGAAAAAAAGCUAACGUUGGAUUCAAAACGAGCAAAAAUCCAAGUUUCCAUUAACGUGGAUAACCCCUUACAAUUUGAAAGGAGAUUUGGUUUUCCCAAUGGUGAUAUAGGGAGGAUAACGUUUGUGUAUGACGGUCUCCAUCGUUAUUGCUUCAACUGUAAACAUAUCUCUCAUGAUGAGAACUCGUGUCCGUUACUGACGGAGAAAGAACGUGAACACAUGAGACUUCAACGUCUCGAUCAGAAUAUCAACAGUGAAAAGAAUCUUCAGCUCGAGCCUCCGAGGGGAGCCAAUGAGAACAGAACUAAGCGGCCGAGAUCGCCCACCAAUGAUCGCAACAUACGAUCAAACCUGCCACUGAGAUUUAGGAUGGAAGAAGGGAGAGAGGAAAAGAGACAAUGUCAUGCCCACCAUGGUCUGAAAGAUCACCCUAACUCGUAUUAUGGAGUCUCGAAAAAGAGUUCUAAUCAUCGUUACCCCCGUGAAUCGGGUAGAGAUGCUGGCCGACGUACGAAUGUCUUGAAUAGGAUCGAACAGCCUCAAGAACCCCGGGAUUCUGGCUCAAUGCCACGACAUAACUCCUCUUUGAACCAUAAUGCCAGAGUGCGUAACGGAUCAAGGGACCAUAGGAAUCAUACGAGCUCGUACCAAAGAGAGUGGAGACCCCACACCCACUUAGGAACACACCACAAUGGGGAACACCGAAACUCCGCUAUAAGAGCUUCUGGUGAAAGUGGUCUCUCUGGCUCCCUCUUGGAUUCUCAGAGAACCAUCUCGGAGAACCUAAAUGAUCUCGAAGCUGGUGAAAUUCCUAGACAGGAAGAUGCAUAACAGAUGGAACGCCGACGUCUCAAAGGAAAAGGUAUAGCCACGGCGACCCCUACUUCAAAAGAAAAAGAUCGUCAAGCCCGGAAUUCUUUCAUCACUCUAGCUCCUCUCUCCAUUCAUGAACCCAAUGAACGCAUCCAGUCAACCGUGGCAAGGUAUGUCGCACCAGAACCUAGGAAAUCUCUUCCCCGCGUGGAAGCGAAUAAAGACCUAAAUGAUAUGGAGAUAGACAAGGUUGAUGAGGCAGCUCUGGAGGCAAUGGUAUUGACUGAAGAUGACUUGGAAAAUCUAGAGAAGUCUGUAAAGGAAUUUGAAGGUCUCGAAAUGGAUGAUGAAAUGAUUGAUAAAGAUGAUCUGCUUGGAGAAACACCGGACAGGGAUGCAGAACAGAUAUAUGCUCUAACUCAACUAUCUCCAGUACAUGCUGAGGAUCAAGAGGAGCCGCAAGACGGCAGGAACAAAUCGACGGAUAGGAAGAGGAGUAAUGUUACAACAAGCCGCAAGGAUAAAACGGCAGCUCGAAACUUUGAUACGGAAAUCACGGUGCCAGCUCAAGACCCAAAACCCAAAGGCGUGCUAAAGAGGAGGGUCCCCAAGAGCCCAGACGCAAAAGGUUCUAAGGCCUCAAAGAAACUAAAUGCGGCUCGAGGCCGAAGCUCUCCAAAAGGGAAACCAGGGACCAAAGCAGGUAAACCCUUAGCCCAGUCCUCUCGUGCAAUCUCUCGUCAUGAGAUGUUGCCCUCUGUUUCAAGCAAGAAUUCUCUGUCUCUCUCAGGUUCGGUGGUGUCCCAGAAACCACCCAGUAAGAGAAUAUGAGUGCAAUCGCGUGGAAUUGUCAGGGCGCUGGCGCGUACCUGACCAAGCAGCACCUGCGCGAGCUGCACCGCUGUUUUACGCCUUCUUUUCUUUUUCUUUCAGAAACAAAAAAUAAUUUUUCUUUUUUUGCAAGACUUUCAGUUUGAAUUUGGUUAUAAUAAAUUGUUCACCGUGGAGCCGGAAGGCAGAAGUGGUGGACUAGCUCUUUUUUAUUUAGAUUCUUUCGAAGUAGAGAUAAUUUUUUCCAAUAAUAGUAUGAUUGA